Messenger RNA from Cuscuta epithymum, 5294 nucleotides. NCBI's taxonomy places the organism in Eukaryota, Viridiplantae, Streptophyta, Magnoliopsida, Solanales, Convolvulaceae. The record is from the annotation of a GenBank genome assembly.
AUGCAUGUAUUCACACACACGAACCUACACAAGAGGAAGCUAAUUACUUGAAUAGCUAUUUAUCAGCUUUGUAGUUAGCUACCAAAUCACAAAAAAAAUAAUUAAAAGAAAGCAGAGGAAAUUGAGAAUGGGAAAGGGCAUAUCAUUGUUAUGGCCGUCGAUGGAAAUGGGAAUUGCAGUGGGAGUGAGCUUGCUGCUGGCGAUGAGUGUGGCCAGUAAAUGCUUUGAUGGAGAAGGAGAAGUGCUCCUCAAGUUCAAGCACAACGUUCUUGACGAAGAGGACAAGCUAAGGUCUUGGGGCAACCACAGUGAAGAUUGCUGCCGCGAUUGGGAGGGGGUCAGGUGCGAUGACGCUGCGGGUCAUGUCAUCCGGAUUGAGCUGACUAGUAUGGGUCUGUCCGCGAAAGGUGGUGGGAAGUAUACCACCAGCCUUCCAUUCUUUGAGCUGCAAUAUUUGAGGUAUUUGGAUCUCAGUUAUAACUAUGAACUGCUGGGAAACCAGAGCAUCUCAUCAUUGAUUGGGAACAACACUAUGCUCUCCCUUCAACAUCUAAAUCUUAGAUGGACCGGAAUUGUGGGCACCAUUCCUGAAACUUUUGGAAAUAGCAUGCCUGCCCUUACAUACCUUGCUCUCUCAGGUAAUACCUUAGAAGGUUCUGUUCCCGAAGCUCUAGGGACUAUGUCAGUACUUGAACACUUUGACCUUGGGGAUAAUAGACUUGAAGGAGAAAUACCUAAAUUCAUUUGGAACAUAUGCACUCUGAAGGUCUUGAGCUUGGAUUACAACAGUCUUGGUGGGAACCUUAUCAUAUCCACACUAUGCUCAAACCACUCUCUGCAGGAACUGCAUUUAUCAAGAAACCGACUGACGGGGUCAUUUCCUGAUCUCACCAAGUUCCCCUCUCUAAUUAAAUUAACUAUUGGUUAUAGCCUCCUCGGUGGGGUCAUUUCGGAGCAUCACCUUGUUACACUCUCCAAGCUACGCGUCCUGGUCUUAUCUUCUAACAAUUUCACUUUCAAUCUCACCUCGACUUGGCUUCCUCCUUUCCAAUUGGAACGUAUAGACCUCCGUUCAUGCAACUUGGGACCUCGGUUCCCCAAUGGCUUAGAACGCAAGUCAACAUUAGCAAUCUUGACAUUUCCAAUAACGCCAUCUCGGAUUCAAUCCCCUCCUGGUUUUGGAAUACACCUAUUACCGGAUUUAUGGAAGUUAAUAUUUCUAAUAACGGAAUCAAGGGAAAAAUUGAAAUUGGUGCUCAAGCAUCAGUCAGCGGUGAUGUUCUUGAUAUGAGUUCCAAUCAACUGGAAGGUGCCAUUCCACCCCGUUUCUUUAAUGUGAAAUUACUGUUUCUUUCUCAGAAUAACUUCACCGACCUCAACUCCCUAUGUGAUGUCAAGGCAUUUUCUCCUUUGCAGCUUUUGGAUGUCUCAUCCAAUCAACUUUCCGGAACACUUCCGGAUUGCUGGUCAUAUCUCUCUAGUUUGGAAGUUCUGUACCUGGGAAACAAUCACAAUCUAUCUGGGACUCUUCCAACAUCCAUUGGGUCAUUGACUUCCCUGAAGACAUUGCAUCUUGACAAUAAUAAUUUUACAGGCCCUCUACCUUCAUCCAUUAAAAAUUGCUCCAACUUGGUAUCUUUAGAUCUGGGGCACAACAACUUGUUUGGAUCAGUACCGGAUUGGGUGGGUGAAAGUCUAACACAACUUGUGAUACUUGUGCUAACAAAAAACAACUUCAAUGCAAGUGUACCAACAAGUCUUUGCCAUCUCCAGUCUCUUCAGUUGUUGGACCUGUCCUUGAACCACAUAUCAGGGACUCUUCCCAAAUGUCUUUCUAAUCUCACCCAAAUGAUAACUGUAACAGGAGGUGAUAGCAAUAAUAGCAUUGCCGCCACUACUAAUCUGAUAUUGUUUCACACUGAUGUUUCAAACAAUGGAUCAUUUGGAUUGUCAAUAGAUGACGUGAUAGCCAUUAGGUGGAAAGGUGUCAUCUCUGAAUUUGGAAGUACGUUACGAUAUGUAAAGAGCAUAGAUCUAUCGUCCAACAUGUUGGGUGGUGAAAUUCCAACUGAAAUCACAUCCCUUGUAGGGUUGGUCUCGUUGAACUUAUCUCAAAACAAUCUAACGGGACACAUUCCUCCGAAGAUUGGUAACUUGGCACGCUUAGAUACUCUUGAUUUAUCUACUAACCAUUUGUCUGGUAGGAUUCCUCAAAGCCUUGCCUUGAUUCCUGGCAUAAGCGUUCUCAACGUGUCCAACAAUAACUUAUCUGGCAAAAUUCCGAAAGGCACUCAACUUCAGAGCUUCAAUGCAUCGGCCUACACGGGGAAUCCCGCGCUAUGUGGAGAUCCACUCACCAACAGCUGUUCAAGAGAAGAAUCUGCUCGUCCUACUGCUCCUCAAUUCAAUGAAGAAGGAGAUUCUGAUAGAGAAGAAAAGGAUACACUUCUUGGUGGUGAGUUUUAUGCAAGCAUAGGGGUCGGAUACGCGGUUAGUUUUUUGGGAGUUCUUGGGACAAUGCUAUACAACAUGUCUUAGAAGUUUGCAUUUUUCGAAGUCUUGAAAACCUUGCUAAUUGGACAUAUGUUGCGCAAAAAUUUUAUAGAGCCUCAUAUGACUCCAUACUUCUAUGAGAGGUGAGGUCUAUGAGAAGUUGGAUCAAUAAACAACUUAGAAUUGGUGGAUAUGUGGCUGAAAUAACACCAGACGUGGAAGAAAAGAGGUUUAGAUCAUCUUUUCACAGCGAGAAGUGGGCGAUUGCUUUUGGCGUAUUGUCAACUCCACCUGGAACUACAACAAGAGUUGCCAAAGACCUCAGAAUUUGUGUGACUGCCACAAUUUUGCCAAGGCCCUUUCUGGGGUGUACAACUGGGUGGUAGUUAUUAGAGACCGCACUCGCUUCCAUCACUUUCGUGGCGGCUACUGCUCUUGCAAUGACUACUGGUGAGGUAAAAAUGUAUUUGACACUGACCUGAAGAUUAAGGCUAAUGUGUCUAUAUAUAAUUAUAUACAGUAUGUUUGUAGAAUUAGUAGUGUAAAUGGAAUUUAAAAUGAAAAAAUAAAGAUAUAUACUCCCUUUGUUUCAUAUCGGUUCUCAUUUCAGUUACGACAAAGUUGGAGUAGUGGUGGUGGGUGGGGAGUAGAGAAACAGGAGAGUAUAAAGGUAAGUUUAUAUUCCAAACCAAAAGCCACUGUAUGUUACUUACUGCUGAACCAGCGUAUGUUUGUUUUUGUUUGCUAGUGUAAUUUCGUUUUUGGGCCCUAAAGUAUGUAAGUCCAAUUUCAUAUGUCGACCCCCAACUGUUUACUAGUUGUGGUGCAACUAGUAUUUUUCAAAAUGUAUCUGAAUUAUAGCUGAAUAUUUCAUAUUACGGAGCAUAAUUUAGAAUCUUUCAUAAUAAGGCAACUGGGAUAAUGAUCACCGAUUUAUAAAUUCAUGUGGUUUGAAUGAUGGAAGUGAAUAAAAGGCAAUGCUUUUAAAAUCACAUAACAGUGAUAUGAUUGCUUUUGUGUUUUAGCUUGGGUAAGAAUGUAAGAAUGUAAGAAUGUAAGAUGAGAGCCUAUGACACAGUUAGUUGUAGAGAUAGCAUUUCCAAGGUGAGUGUGUUUUUUGUUGCUCUGAUGCUGAAUUGUACGGAGUAUUUUUUUUAGAUUCAGGUAUCUAAAAAAAUCAGUGCAGACACUGAAGUUUCAGGCUCAAGUUCUGUCCCGGUUUGCUUUUCCAGCAUUAUGCCACCUCACAUCAUACCAUGCCUGUUACUUGCAUACUGUUAUUAUUCUGAGCAGGCUGUGGCCUUGAAGGAAAAGAUGUGUAUUUGACACAUUGGGAGGGAAUGGGUAUCAUUGGCUAAUCGACUGGAAGUCUAUGCUUAUCUCAUCUCUUUUCCAACUUUUUUUUAUCAACCUUUUGUGCCUUCCUCUACGGGAACGUCACCUCACCUAGAAAGACCAAGAACGAUGGUGAUUCUAUGUCUAUAUCAUUAUUCCUUUACGGGAUGAGGAGAGUCGUGUUUUAUGCUACGAAUGCCCCUUUUGUUCCCAGUGAUGUGUGUGGUUUGAGGCCUUAUGCUUUGCCUCAGAAAUGGAAAUAUACCUUUCUUCACUGGUUGAGAGCUCCCUCCUUGGCACAGAUGAUUAACAUUUAAGAAGAGGUCAUUGCAGUCGUGGAUACUCUUGGAUGCCAGUUGUGUUGUAAGAAGAUGUAACUUCACUUUUUGCAACAAGACUCUGCCCGCCCUUGUUUCUUUCCUACAGGGUUUCUUUUCUGGCUUUUUCAAGCUAGACUGUUGUAAAAUUUAAUACAGAGUACUUAUUUCUGUAAAUUUGCAAGAGCAGCACUAUAGAUCAUGGAUUUGGCCUAUUUCAAUCUGGUCUGUCUACGGAUCACAGUUUAUGAUGUGUUAUAGGAAUUAAGGAUAGAAUAGUAAUGAGAAGAGAAUGAUUUGUUGUAUAUUUCAUUGGAGGGUUAAGUCCCUAUAAAUAUACAUUACAAAGAUAGAAUAUUCCUUUAAGAUUCUAUACAAUAAUAAUAUCCUAGACUAUAUUCCUAAAAUAUUCUAAAGUAUAUUUGAUAAGUCCGUAUUUAGACACGCAUUCGAUGCGUGUUCAAGUCGGAUUUUGAUGAUUUUCCUGGCUUUAAGGCGUUGCAAGUCUCAAUUUUGGCUCAAGUUGUGUUUAACAGGCGUUGGAUCAAGCUUCAUUGCAUUUGGAGGUGAUUUGAAGAAGUUAAAGUCCGGCAAUCGGCGCUUGAGAGGCAUUCGGGAAGGAUUUGAAGGCGUUCGAGAGAGAUUUGGAAGAUUUGGAGGCCACCGGGAGAUUCACGACGAAAUUCUGGUGAAGAAAGAGCAUUUGGAUCGACGUCGUAGGCAUUCGGGAGCAUUCGGAACGAGAAACGAAGAAAAAUGAUGAAGAAAAGGGCAGGCACGGCCGUGCCUAGGUCAGGCACGAUCGUGCCUGCCAUCUAAAUCAACGUGAAGCUACUGGCAGCCAGACACGAUCGUGUCCGGUGCAGGCACGAUCGUGUCUGCAUAAUUUUUGCGCGUCUCUUCCGCAGGCACGGUCGCAGGCACGAUCGUGCCUGGCACCGUGCCUGGCCCCGAUUUAUCCUUUUUCAGCUCGAACUCUACUGUUUUCUAUAAAUAAGGCCUCCAUACCCACUUUUCGGGGUUACGAACAUUACGGAAAGGCCUAGGGACGAAUUUAACAACGUUUUUACGCUAUUUUCUUCCAAGACCCUGGGAUUAUUUGUAAGUUCAUCUUUUUAAUUAAUGACAAUUAUUUCUAUUCAUCUCAAU